Papilio polytes (common Mormon) is the source of this 4103-nucleotide messenger RNA. RefSeq lists its product as uncharacterized. The annotation marks the transcript as partial. Lineage: Eukaryota; Metazoa; Arthropoda; Insecta; Lepidoptera; Papilionidae. The transcript has a single exon. Gene Ontology annotation, molecular function: nucleic acid binding. Gene Ontology annotation, biological process: DNA integration. The record is from RefSeq and is a predicted model, not a curated record.
AUUAUACGCCUUGGACUUGAUAUCAGUGUUUUAUUGCAAACAUUACAGUGGCGACGAGGAUAGUCGAAAUACUCGCGUGUGCGGUAUUUUGUGCGGUGCUCGAGCGGUUAGAGUGUUGCGCGGUGUAAACAAGUGCGAUAAUGUCUGUGGGUCUGAUAGGCGCUUUCGACGUGCGGAGUGGCGCGUGGGCGUCGUACGUUGACCGGCUCGAGAUGUAUUUCUUAGCCAACGGCAUCAAGGCGGAGAUACAACUGCCGACGUUGAUCGCGGUAAUGGGCGAGGAAGCUUAUGAACUCUUGGUGAAUUUAUCCAGCCCCAGGAAGCCGUCCGAGCUCAAGUUCAAGGAAGCAGUGGAAUUACUGCAACAGCAUUUAGAACCGACACCUUCAGUGCUCGCGGAGAGAUACAAAUUCAGACAACGUAGACAGGCUGGCGAGGAGAAUGUGUCAGAAUACGUGGCGGAACUAAAGAAAUUGUCACGGUAUUGUGUUUUCGGGACAAAUCUUAACGAGAACCUACGUGAUCAAUUCGUAUGUGGGUUAAGAAGUGACGUCAUACGGCAGCGCCUGUUCGCGGAGGACGACACUUUGACCUAUACGAGGGCAGUUAAAAUAGCGAGUACAUUGGAAGCGGCCGAGCGUGAUGCAGCGGCGGUCGAGAAACCUCUGGACGGUGGUAGCCAGGUGACGCAGGCAGUGCAUGCAUGCGUUCCUCUUAAGGAAAUAAGAGGGAAGGGGGCGCGGAGCGGCGCGCCCGGUCCACGUGGCGGAGCGGCGAGCGGACACAGCGGGUCAGCCGGUGCGGUGAACUGGCGAGGAGGAUCAGCCGGAGGCAAUGGAAACGGAAGCCGCUAUGCGGCUUGUUCAUGCUGCGGAGGGACGGAUCACCGGUAUGCGGUAUGUCGAUUCCGUAAUUAUGUGUGCAAUUGGUGCAGGCGGAAGGGUCACUUGCGGCGAAUGUGUCCGGAACGGGGCGCACGCAUAGCCGGAGGGCGGCGGGGCGCUGACAACGCGGACGUGAACUACGCGGAUGCGGAAGACCUGGACGGAGAUAACUUGGAGGAGAACUUCCAUCACCUGUGCCUAAACGAUUACAGACCGGUGAGUCUUCCCGUUGUAGUUGACGCGGUUACUAUUAAUAUGGAAAUUGAUACCGGCUCGGCCGUAUCUUGCAUAAGUGCGGAUACAUAUAACAAAUACUUCAAGCAUCAUAGAAUACAAGAUAGUGCAUUGAUCCUAAAAUUUUACGACGGUUCAAAGAUAAAGCCGUUAGGUUUAAUUAAACCGAUGGUUCGCUAUGCGGAACACAAAAAAAGGUUAGAAUUAUUUGUUAUUACUGGCGGCAAUACAUCGCUACUCGGGCGACAGUGGCUCUCUGAGUUAAAAAUAAAAGUCCCGAUGUUAAGUAAUUUUCAUAAAAUAGGCUUGAACGAUGGAAAAAUUGAAUGGUCUAAUGAUUUAAAUAAACUGUGUUCUAGGUAUAAGGAGUUGUUUAGUGGCGGACUCGGUCGCUUUACGGGCGGUAAGGCGACACUGCGCGUGCGGGAGGGGGCGACGCCGGUGUUUCACCGUGCGCGGCCACUGCCGUACGCGCUGCGCGAGCGAGUCGACGCCGAGCUGGACCGCAUGCUGCGCGACGGCGUCAUCGAGCCCGUCGACUGCUCCGAUUGGGCUUCGCCUCUAGUACCGGUAAAUAAAGCGGACGGAUCCUUGAGGGUUUGCGCUGACUAUAAAGCAACAUUAAAUCCGGUGUUGCUAAUCGAUCGAUAUCCCUUGCCGAGGAUCGAAGACUUAAUGGUUAGGUUAAGCGGAGCUUGCUUCUUUUCUAAGAUUGAUUUGUCACAGGCCUAUAACCAGGUUGAGCUAGACGAUACAAAAAAAUAUACCGUUAUCAAUACGCAUAGGGGACUAUAUAGGUAUAAUAGGUUGGUUUACGGCUUGGCGUCGAGUCCGGGAAUUUUCCAGCGCAUUAUGUGCAACCUAUUACGCGGAAUUUCAAAUGUCGAGAUCUUUUUAGACGACGUGAUUAUCGGCGGCAAAAGUAUUAACGAGCAUUUGGAGGCAUUACAGGAGGUCUUUAGAAGACUACACAGUUCUGGCCUGAAGUUAAAAACUAACAAGUGUGUGUUUCUUGUAAACGAAAUUCGUUAUUUAGGUUACAUAAUAAGUAGGGAUGGCAUAAAAACGGACCCAACUAAAAUUGAAGCCAUUGUGAAAUUACCAAGGCCGAGUAAUGUUUCGGAACUACGUUCCUUUUUGGGUAUUUUAAAUUUUUAUGGUAAAUUUAUAAAGAACAUGAGUGGUAGAUUGGUUCCAUUAUAUGAAUUGUUAAAAAAAGAUAAAGAGUGGGUGUGGUCGUCCGAAUGUGAAAAUGCGUUUAUAAGAAUAAAAAAAAUAUUAAGUAGUGUGGACACUCUAGCCCACUAUGAUUCUAAGAAGUCAUUAGUAGUAACGUGCGACGCAAGCGGGCGGGGCAUCGGCGGCGUGCUGACGCAGAUCGACGCCGGCAGCGGUGGCGAGCGCCCGGUUGCGUAUGCGUCGCGCACGCUGACCGAUGCCGAAAAAAAUUAUUCACAGAUUCACCGCGAGGCAUUGGCUAUAAUUUUUUGCAUGAAUAAAUUUCACCAAUAUUUAUACGGCCGACAUUUUACCUUACGAACAGACCACAAACCCCUGGUGUCAAUUUUUGGACCGAACACGGGUAUCCCCGCAAUGGUUGCUAGUCGUAUGCAGCGUUGGGCAAUUAUUCUUUCGGCUUACUCGUUCGACAUCGAGUACGUCCGAACUCAGGAAAAUAGUGCGGACGGUCUGUCGCGGUUGCCGAUCGGCGGUAAUAAGGAAAGUGAGCCGACACCUCCCGAACAGACGUAUUUACAUUGUGUCCAGGAGUCAUUAUGUUUAGACUACAAUGAGAUCAAACGAGAAACGGUACGUGAUCCGAUAUUGGCUAGGGUGUUACUGUACAUAAGGGACGGGUGGCCCGCGCAAUGUGAGUUAACAAAUUUAAAACCGUAUUGGAAUCGGAGAAAUGAGUUGUACGAGGAAUUAGGGUGUGUUAUGUGGGGCCACCGGUUGGUGGUACCCGAAAAAUGUAAAAGUCAAAUUUUAAAAGUAAUUCACGAACCGCACAUGGGGAUAGUAAAAUCGAAAGCGCUUGCCCGCAGCUAUGUGUGGUGGGCAGGCAUGGACGAGGCGGUGGAGCGAACGUGCCGGGAGUGCGAGGUGUGUGCGGGGCAGGCCGAUGCGCCGCCGCGGCAGACACCUCGCAUGUGGCCCUGGCCCGCGCGGCCCUGGACCCGCCUCCAUCUAGAUUUUUUGGGUCCAAUAGGGGGAAAAUCUUUUUUGGUCGUAGUAGAUGCGAUGUCGAAAUGGAUAGAAGUGUUCCAUAUGACGGGGGUAUCGGCGAACUAUUUAAUUGAUCGGUUGAACGAGUUAUUCAGUCGGUUCGGUAUACCAAAACAGAUCGUCACGGAUAACGGUACGCAGUUCGCUUCGAAAGAGUUCGACUUCUUUAACCGAUACAACGGAAUACAACAUAUUUUCACUCCACCGUACCACCCGUCGUCGAACGGGUUAGCCGAAAACGCGGUAAAAACGCUUAAGAGAAUAAUUAAAAAAGCGCUGCAAGAGAAGCGGGACGUAAACAGGGCUCUGUGGUCAUUUCUUAUUUACUACCGUAAUGUUGCACACUGUACGACAGGCGAAAGCCCGGCUUCGCUCUUACUCGGCAGGCCCAUACGAACCCGACUCGACGCAAUUAGACCGGACCGGGAGAACCAAGUGCGUAGUGCGCAGCAGCGCCAGCAGGAGGCGGCAAGCGGGGCCAAUCGGGCUUUCGACAAGUCCGAUACAGUUUGGUAUAGGCAAUACCUUAAAGGAGAGAAAUGGAUCCCGGGGCAGGUAGUAGAGGUGCUCGGUACGAGUAACUUUAAAGUAAAGGGGUCCGACGGUGAGGUAGUGCACAGGCACAUCGACCAGUUGCGUAGGAGAUCGAGCGUGGGCAGGCAUUCGCUUGCGUCUGCCCCAUCGGAUACUAGCGAACGGUUAGUCAGUACGGACACUCAAGGAUCAGACCCUGGGGGUUCAGGGUUAGAGGAGGAGGAA